AUGACCGAGGGCCGAUUUGAGACUAUUCACAAUCUGCGGCCAAAAAACUGGGAUGGCCGACGCCAUUGGACCAACUGGCAUCACCUCUACGACUGUGAAAAGGAUCACCUUGAGCGUGAAAGUUGUCCGUUUAAUGAUCUCCGUUCUGGAGGAGAGUUUCAAUACGAGCCCUGGGGUGGUGGUGAUUUCAAGACUCCAAUAGAGCCAAAUCGUCUUAACGAUCGUCUUUGUGGAGACAGGAUGGACUUUGCAAAGGGGCCUGGAACUCAGAUUGGAGGACUGGGGGACAUCCCAUUGGAUGUUGAGCCCGGAAGGCCACUAAAACACAACAAGCAUCCAGGGAAAAGUGUGAUGUUCACAAAAAAGAGCCCUCUGCAGCGGGGCCUAUUCAGCACGUAUCCCUACAUGCCGGAUCCCCUUGAUGACAAGGACGCCUCACGUGAUGCCAGGCGUGGUGAAGGUGGUAUGGCUGCGGGGCGUGUGGACGGGUUUGGUCAGGCACCGGAGUGGAUAGCAGAUCCGUAUACCGACAAGAUUGACCGUGGUCGUAUAUACCACCUCAAGGCAGGCCCACUGAACCACAGACCUGAGGAUCGACCUCCUUGGAUGCCAGAGGGGGAACCGGAAAAACGCAAAAAGCGCGUAUGCGGCGCAUUCUAUGCAGGUAAGCCAGCGGGCAUUAUCAAUGAUAUAGAGUGGAUCCCGGAUCCGUCUAUUGAAACUGGAGUCAAGAAACAAGCACGACCGUUCCGCACUUGGCACACAAGGACUAAAUGGUCGAUGCCAACGCACGCUCCUUGGACGACUGGGAAAAUCACAGCUGAGCCCUUCCGUGGCCCCGACUUGAACACAACACAAUCUGGACUUCCAUGCUUAGACGCGUACAAAAAGGUGAACAUGACACAAACCAUUGGCAAGGAGGCGGCGUUGGCCACAGUGAAAGCUCCGGAGCGUGUGAGGUUUAAGUGA
Molecule: messenger RNA, 969 nt
Organism: Trypanosoma grayi
Lineage: Eukaryota; Euglenozoa; Kinetoplastea; Trypanosomatida; Trypanosomatidae
Exons: 1
Coding region: 1-969 (322 amino acids)
Source: RefSeq, a predicted model, not a curated record